AUGUGGUUUGAUGCUAGUCAUGUACAAGGAUUUCAACACGUACGCCAUGCAUGUGAUCAAAAUGAUGGUAUAGAAGGAUAUGGUUAUCAUAAACACGAUGGAAGAGAAUUUGCUUCUCAAGAGAUCAAUGAUAAACCAAGUAAUAUAAAAAUAAAGACUGAAUUUAUCAAAGUUUUUAACGGAAAGGAUGGCGGUGAUUGGGGUGUUCGUAUUCGAGGAACACCUAUAAAUGAUAUUAUGGAGCCUAUAACAUCAGUUAUGUUUUAUAUUGGUAUUGAAGGAGAAGGGGGUAUUGAUAUUAUGAGUAAACUAUCCAAGAAGGGUCUUCAAUCACCUAUUAGAUUAGAAGGAGAUACACCUGAAUUAGGAGAUUUUGAAAUACAGAUAGUAGAUGGUAGUCCUUUAAAUACAUACCUUCAGGAUGGUUUAAAUCAAGAUUUAAGUAAAACACAAUGGUGGGGAAGAGAAAUUCCAGAGGAUUUCGUAAUGGAGCAUAUUAUAUUGGGUGCAAGAGAUCGUUUGAAUAUUGCUGAAGGCGGUCAGGAGGAAGCUUUAGCGAAACCAUACAAAUUUUUUACUUUAACUAAUACCUUAACAGAAGAUGAAGGCGAAGUAGCCAAUUUCUAUGUCUUUCAAAAGGUUUUUAAAGGAGAAUUUCAGUUUGAUGUUCUUUUCCAUUCCCAGAAAUCUGAUAAGUCUAUAACAAGCGAAAAGCUUAGUACUGAUAUAAUCCAAAAGGAAGACGAAUUUAAUACUAGGUUUGAAAAGAUAUUUAAUUUAAAGGGGAAGGGCUUCUCUAAUGAUGAAAUCAAAUUUGCACACUAUUUAUUGAGUAAUUUAAUUGGCGGUAUUGGUUAUUUCCAUGGCUCAUCUGUGCUUGAUCGUUCUCAUCCACCUAUGCAGGAUGAAGAAAGCUUUAUGGGUGAGCCCGUAAGACCUGAAUUAUCUUCUCCACAAACUUUAUUUACUGCAACACCCAGUCGUCCAUUCUUCCCUAGAGGCUUUUACUGGGAUGAAGGCUUUCAUCAAUUGUUAAUUGGAGAAUGGGAUAAUGAUCUUAGUCUUGAUAUUAUCAAACAUUGGACUUCUAUGAUUGAUGAGAAUGGUUGGGUUGCUCGAGAGCAAAUUUUAGGUGAAGAAGCACGCAGUAAAGUUCCUCCUGAAUUUCAAACGCAAUUCCAUCAUUAUGCAAAUCCACCUACUUUGUAUCUCUCUAUCAAACGUUAUAUUGAUCGUUUGGAAAAAUACAAGGAAAAUAAAUUUAUUUUAGAUGAUACAGGAGACAAGAGUCAAAUAAGAAUGGGUGCAUUAGAUGAUACAGAUAUUCUUCGAAAUUUACAUUUAGAUAAUACUGAGUUAGCAAAUGAAUGGCUUAAAUCGAUUUAUCCUAAACUUCGUCAAAACUGGCUUUGGUUCCGAUCUACUCAACGUGGGCAUCUUAAACGAUUCGGUCGCAAAGCUUUUAAUGAGGAGGCCUACCGUUGGCGUGGACGAACCCCUAAUCAUACUUUGACAUCUGGCUUAGAUGAUUAUCCUCGUGGAGAACCUAAUGUUGGUGAGCUUCAUCUUGAUCUUCAUAGUUGGAUGGCUUUUGCUACUGGUCUUUUGAAGGAUAUAGCCACUAAAUUAGGACCGGAAUAUGAAAACCAUAAGAAUGAAUAUUCAAAGAUUCAGCAAGAUAUGCUGGCAAAUCUUGACGUACUUCAUUGGAACGAAGAAAAGAACAUGUACUGCGAUCAAUCCCUUAAGCAUAAUAAGCCUAUUCAUAUCUGUCAUAAAGGAUAUAUUUCUCUUUUCCCUAUGAUGUUAGGUCUUUUGCCUGCAGAUUCACCUAAAUUAGGAGCUAUCUUGGAUAUCAUUGAAAAAGAAGAUGAACUUUGGUCUCCAUAUGGUCUUCGUUCAUUAUCUGCCUCUGAUCCAUAUUUCGGUACUGGAGAGGAUUAUUGGCGUGGUCCUAUUUGGAUUAAUAUUAAUUAUUUGACUCUUCAAAGUUUAUAUAAGAACUAUAUGCAUGUGAGUGGGCCUUAUCAAACUCGUGCUCAAAACAUUUAUACAAAGUUAAGAAGUAACAUUAUUCGUAAUGUGUAUAAGAAUUAUAAGAAGACAGGUUAUGUUUGGGAGCAAUAUUCGGAAAAGGAUGGAAAAGGUUUACGUAGUCAUCCAUUUACAGGAUGGACUAGUUUAGUUUUGCUUAUUAUGGCAGAAAAAUAUUAG
Cokeromyces recurvatus is the source of this 2214-nucleotide messenger RNA. Its product is annotated as glycoside hydrolase. The record is from RefSeq and is a predicted model, not a curated record. Gene Ontology annotation, biological process: protein N-linked glycosylation; oligosaccharide metabolic process. The transcript is spliced from 10 exons. Gene Ontology annotation, cellular component: endoplasmic reticulum membrane. Lineage: Eukaryota; Fungi; Mucoromycota; Mucoromycetes; Mucorales; Mucoraceae. The coding region runs from base 1 to 2214 and encodes 737 amino acids. Gene Ontology annotation, molecular function: Glc3Man9GlcNAc2 oligosaccharide glucosidase activity.